Loa loa (African eye worm) is the source of this 201-nucleotide messenger RNA. RefSeq lists its product as hypothetical. The record is from RefSeq and is a predicted model, not a curated record. Lineage: Eukaryota; Metazoa; Nematoda; Chromadorea; Rhabditida; Onchocercidae. The coding region runs from base 1 to 201 and encodes 66 amino acids. The transcript has a single exon.
AUGGCCGUUAUGAAAAUAAAGGCCAAAGUUGAAGAUAAUAUAGAAAUUAUUCGUCAUAUUCACCCCCCAACUUUCCAAAUGUUUGUCAAACGAAACCAGUCGAUAUUCCCCUGUAACCACACCCGCAACAACAACAAACAACCAGAAACAUUCCUGCACAUUCGAAAAACAUUCGAUCCGCCAGCCGACAGACCGACUUAA